UAUGCCCUAAUCAACUAUAGACCCACAGAGCCGACGUUUGUUUAUAAACAAAGAAGGCGAUGUGUUGUUGAUAGUUCGGUCUUCGAAGAAAAAGUUUUAAUUUUUCUGUAAUAUAUAUUGUAACAAGUGAAAAACGGUUGAAAAUGGCUUGUGUUGUUCCCUAAUGUGCCGCCAACUCGACUUCAUCAAAAGUUCACCUUUUUGCAUACCCCAAAGACGUGAACUUGCGAAAUAGAUGGCUUCAGCGUGUUUGUGUCACCGAUUCGAUGCCUGCUAUUGGAAAAAGGAAGCGCCUAUUUGUGUGCCAGCAACAUUUCGAUCAAUCUGAUUACCAUGUAGUGCCGGUAAAAUCUGCUAAAGGAAAAGUGCACUACGUGUUAGAUAAAAAUAUUGUUCCUCACAAAAAUCUUCCAUUCUCGCCAAUUCAUAGCUUCCUGCUGGCAUAUUCGGCGGAAGCCUAUCUGGCAGAUUCCGUCCCACGGCGGUACCCAGCGGAACUACACACUAGCCAAUUAUGGUUUAAAGCCCUUGGAAUUGAUCAAUGCAGUUUGCCAACAAUGCUGAACGGUAUAGUUUUAUGGUUCCGGAAUCUGACCCUUUGGCAUGUCCUGUCGAGAUUAAGUCUGUUGACCCUCAUCUUCUCGACCUAUCGAUAGAGAAGAGCCCCGAAGAAACCAACCUAAAUUCAAGUCCAGCGUCCGACCCGUUGGCGUGUCCUGUGGAAACCUUUGAUUCUGAUUUUACAAACUCGAUUAUUGAUCCAGAGGAAAGCUUUCAGGAAACGAUGCAAAAUUCUUCACAAAACAAUGGACAAUGCAUUGAUCGCACUUCGUUCAGAACUGGUUCGAAGAGUAAGCAAUGCUCCAAGAAAGGAAUUUAUACCGUCGAUAAACAUACUCCUAGCGCUUUCAACACCCCCGGACAAUGCCCUUCAACGAGAGACGUUCAGAUCGAUCAAAUUACUCCAUGCAGUCUCUGGAGUACACCAGGAUCAGACUAUACAGGUGUUCUAUCUUCAGUAAGUAGCGAAUACAUUCCCAGUGACCGGAGCGAUAUUGGUCGUGAGCAACAUCCAGUGGAGGAUAUAUUUAAGUAUAUGAUAAGCAUAAUGAAAGUGAAAUGCAUGUUAUAUUUAGGAAUUCCACCGAAUGGAUUAUAUAUUCUGCAGGCAUUACCAGAGACUACUAAUAUUAGUGAACGGGAUAUUAUGAUUAUUCUCAGAAAAAUAAGAUUAGAUGAACCAUAUGAAUUGUUAUCUAAUAUCUUUAUGAUAUCUUCUUCUAGAAUUUCACAAAUAUUCAAUCGAUACGUACCAAUAGUAGCUAAGGAAUUUGAGGAGAUAAUUUUUUGGCCAGAUCGGAAGACGAUUAAAAAAUUUUUGCCCGUAGCAUUCCUCAAAGAAUACAGUGCAAUUGAAAGCAUCAUUGACUGUUUUGAAAUACAAAUCCAAAAGCCUACUGACCCUAUUGCACAGUCUGCUACAUUUCCUCAAUACAAAUCCUGUAACACUCUGAAGUAUUUGUUAUCGUUUACACCUUGUGGUCAUGUUAAUUUUAUAUCGAAAGGAUUUCCCGGUCGCGCAAGUGAUCAGAAAGUCGUACGAAAAUCCGGAUUUUUAAAUAACAUUCAACCGAACGUUGGGGUUUUGGCCGAUCGAGGAUUUAAAAAUGUAGCUGUGGAAGUCGCUCACAAAGGAGGGCAUCUAAUUCGUCCACCAAGUGUUGUAAAAGACAAGGCAUUAUUAAAAGAAGAUGUUUUGAAACCAAAGGAGAUAGCUAGUGUAAGGAUUCACAUAGAGCGCCUCAUUAGGAGUUUCAGGUCAAGAUGUACGCACCUCAUGCUGAAUUGCCGUCAUUUAUUUUUCAUCUUAUUGAUUUUAUAGUUAAAAUAAUUGCAGGGCUAGUAAACUUGCAAGGGCCACUGAUUAAGUAAAAUAACGUAUAUUAACAUGUUAUUAAUGUAU
Wyeomyia smithii (pitcher-plant mosquito) is the source of this 1963-nucleotide messenger RNA. RefSeq lists its product as uncharacterized. The record is from RefSeq and is a predicted model, not a curated record. Bases 267 to 656 code for a protein of 129 amino acids. Lineage: Eukaryota; Metazoa; Arthropoda; Insecta; Diptera; Culicidae. The transcript has 5 exons.